Messenger RNA from Apis mellifera (honey bee), 1077 nucleotides. RefSeq names its product homeotic protein caudal (gene cad). NCBI's taxonomy places the organism in Eukaryota, Metazoa, Arthropoda, Insecta, Hymenoptera, Apidae. Gene Ontology annotation, cellular component: nucleus. The record is from RefSeq and is marked provisional. Gene Ontology annotation, biological process: regulation of transcription by RNA polymerase II; cell differentiation; animal organ morphogenesis. Gene Ontology annotation, molecular function: DNA-binding transcription factor activity, RNA polymerase II-specific; RNA polymerase II transcription regulatory region sequence-specific DNA binding.
AUGGCGGACAUCAGCGGGCUCGGUAUGAUGCCGUACUACACUCCAUUCGCGAUGUACCGGCAGCAACAACAGAUUGUUGGCCAACAACCAUUAGGGCAACAGAUGCAACAAACUCAAGUGCAACAGACGCAACAGCACGCGAAUAAUUCAUCUGUUGCCGACGGUAGCCAACAAUAUUGGUACGGGUACCAUGGACAUCCGCACGGAGUACACCACCAGGCUGCCGGACAGCAGUACUUAGAUCCUGCGGAGGUUCUACCGAGCUGGUCACAUCAUGCUCACGCGUACACACACCUCCAAUACCAACAUCAUCAGCCGGUAUAUCAACAGUCGCAAGUAAGCGGAGUGACAGAUUGGACCGGCGAUGAAGCAAACACGGGGGUUGGAGCUGGAGAAACAAGUCCACCAAACACCAUCAGCGGAAGCGAAAUGAGCAAUUCCAGCAAUCCAACUUCUCCACCGACUAAUAAUAGCAACAAUAGUAUUUCACCUAACAACAGAAACAAUAGUAAUAAUAUGGGACAUAAUAGUAGCGUGAGCAACACUAACACCAACGUGCAGCACAAUAACAACAGCACAACAACACCGAGACCAGCUCAGGUUAGAAGUCCAUACGAAUGGAUGAAGAAGACAUCAUAUCAGAGUCAACCGAACCCAGGAAAAACCAGAACAAAAGAUAAAUAUAGAGUAGUCUACACAGAUCAUCAGAGACUGGAGCUUGAGAAGGAAUUUCAUUAUAGUCGUUAUAUCACAAUCCGUCGUAAAGCCGAGCUUGCACUCAGUCUUUCACUCUCUGAACGACAAGUAAAAAUCUGGUUUCAAAAUCGUCGGGCAAAAGAACGCAAACAGAUGAAGAAACGGGAAGAGAUGGAGAGAGAAAGAGAGUUAAAGGCAGCAGAAAGUGUUACAAGCGCGAGCGGAGCAAUGGCGAGUCUCUCACUUGGAGGAAUGCUAGGUGGAUUAAUGCACAACGGUAGCUCAUCUCUGGGUCACAGUUCACAGAUGUUUAGUUUGAAUCACGCACCCCCUACGCUGCAAGCCACACAGACCCAAUCUAUGCCAAACAAUCUACAAUGA